Ornithodoros turicata is the source of this 967-nucleotide messenger RNA. Its product is annotated as putative nuclease HARBI1. The coding region runs from base 1 to 690 and encodes 229 amino acids. The record is from RefSeq and is a predicted model, not a curated record. NCBI's taxonomy places the organism in Eukaryota, Metazoa, Arthropoda, Arachnida, Ixodida, Argasidae. The transcript has 2 exons.
AUGAGGGUAAUAGAAGCGGAGAAAGCACCCUUUUCAAAGAUUUCAGGAAUCCCAGGUACCAUCGGAUGCAUUGAUGGGACCUAUAUCCAGAUUCGGUGCCCAGCACACAAGAUAAAGUCCACUUAUGUAAAUAGACACGAUAUUCCUUCUCUGACCAUGCAGGGAGUGUGCGAUGACAAGCGCCGCUUCCUCGAUGUCACAACGGGUUUCCCGGGGAAGGUACAUGAUGCACGGGUUUUCAGAACCUCAUCAAUCGCAGAAAAGCUGCCGUACAUAUGUUGUGUCAACAAGUAUCACAUUCUUGGUGACGCAGCAUAUCCCUUGAGGGAGUACUUGCUUACUCCCUUCAGGGACUACGGUACAUUGACAGAGGAGCAGAAGCAGUUUAAUUUUAACUUCUGCAGGACGCGUGUACGCAUUGAGAAUGCAUUUGGUAUUUUAAAGCAGCGAUUUCGGCAGUUGCAGCUUCUGGAAUUCAUCACGGUGGACCAGUCGUCAAAGUUUAUACUUGCAUGUUGUGUACUUCACAAUCUCUGCAUAAACUCUGGUGACUGUUCCAUUGAUGACGUUGAAUGCGCUCCAGAAGUUCAAACAAAUGAAGUAGUGGAAGCUGCAGAUGUGCGGGAGUGUGCUCUGAGGAAGCUUGGAGAGCUUAAGCGCCUCAGAGUCAUGAGGUCUAUGAACCUUUAAAUGUAAAACUGUUGGGGUAGGGUUUGUGACAACAUUCAAGAGUUGAAAUGUAAAUGAUGGUAAGGAAACUAUACUAUAUAUCAUCUGUUAUGCACUGCAUGGCCACUGCUUUCUGCUCUCUUUAUUGCAUGCCACAACUUUGUAUUACAAAUGUAUAUUAAAAAAAAAAAAAUCCUUUGCUCGUUCUGGAAUUUUCCCCACGUAACCACUAACCUACUUAUCUUUCGCUAUGCUUACCAAUUCUUGCCUGUUGUCCCGUUUCGUCCACGUGUUCGUG